CCAGGCGGGCGGCGCUGAAGGCAGAGCGGCGGCCGCGGCGCCCGCGGGGCCCGGGCGAGCAUGUAGCGGCCGCGGGAAGCGCGGGGCUCCCGGGGCUGGCCGGGCCGGGCCGCUCGCGGCGACAUGGAGGAGGAGGGGAAAAAGGGCAAGAAGAGGGAGGGUUAACAUCUGACCAUAUUUUUCAACAAGAUCAGAAGUGAAUAGGGGAGAAUGCACAGUAACUGUCGGCAGAGGGGAAGGAACCAGAAUCCUUCCAGUGAAACUCUGUCAGACAGACUUUCCAGCAGGGCAUUCCAUGGAGAACGAGCCCGGAAUUGUGUCGCCGUUUAAACGCGUAUUCCUAAAAGGUGAAAAAAGUAGAGAUAAGAAAGCCCAUGAGAAGGUGACAGAGAGGCGCCCCCUGCACACGGUGGUGCUGUCCCUGCCCGAGCGCGUCGAGCCCGACCGGCUGCUGAGUGACUACAUCGAGAAGGAGGUGAAGUACUUAGGUCAGUUAACGUCCAUCCCCGGAUACCUGAAUCCCUCCAGUAGGACAGAAAUCCUGCACUUCAUAGACAAUGCCAAGAGAGCCCACCAGCUCCCUGCACACUUGACCCAGGAGCAUGACGCUGUCAUCAGCCUGUCUGCCUACAACAUCAAGCUGGCCUGGAGGGAUGGGGAGGACACCAUCCUCAGGGUCCCCAUCCACGACAUCGCUGCCGUGUCCUAUGUGCGUGACGACGGCUCCCACCUGGUGGUCCUGAAGACAGCCCAGGACCCUGGUAUCUCCCCCAGCCAGAGCCUGUGUGCAGAAAGUUCCAGAGGCCUCACCUCAGGCUCCCUGUCAGAGAGCGGAGUGGGGCCUGUGGAGGCGUGCUGCCUGGUGAUCCUGGCCACGGAGACCAAGGUUGCUGCAGAAGAGUUGUGCUCUCUGCUUGGGCAAGUCUUCCAGAUCGUCUAUACAGAGUCCACCAUCGACUUCCUGGACAGAGCCAUAUUCGACGGGGCCUCCACACCCACCCACCAGCUGUCCCUUCACAGUGCUACUUUAGUUUCCUGGCCACUGAGAUGUCCUCCCCAGCCCAGCUCAGGUCUCUCCCUGCUCUCUACACCCCCAGAUGACUCUUCCUCCAAGGUGGACGUGAAGGAGCCCUAUGAGACGGAGGUCGGCCCUUUCGCCUUCCCUGAGUGCGCGCGUGCAGGUGGCGUGUCACCUCUCCCCUUCUGCCUGCCGCACACCAAGGCAGCUAGCGAGAGCGAGCUGAGCGCCACGGCCGCCGAGCUGCUUCAGGACUACAUGCUGACGCUGCGCACCAAGCUGUCGUCGCUAGAGAUCCAGCAGUUCGCAGCGCUGCUGCAUGAGUACCGCGAUGGGGCGUCAGUGCAUGAGUUCUGCAUCAAUCUGCGGCAGCUCUACGGGGACAGCCGCAAGUUCCUGCUGCUGGGCCUGCGGCCCUUCAUCCCUGAAAAGGACAGCCAGCACUUCGAGAACUUCCUGGAGACCAUCGGGGUGAAGGAUGGCCGAGGCAUCAUCACUGACAGCUUCGGCAGGUACCGGCGGGCCAUGAGCUCCACCUCCACCUCCACCUCCACCUCCAAUGGGAACCGGGCGGCGAGCAGCUCCGACGACCAGUCAGCACCCUCGGAGGGGGACGAGUGGGACCGCAUGAUCUCAGACAUCAGCAAUGACAUUGAGGCACUGGGCUGCAGCAUGGACCAGGACUCAGCCUGACGGGGACUUGCCCUCCCCCCACCCCCUUUUGGCCUACUGGUCAGGAGCUGCGGAUGCAGGGACACCCACUGUGAAGGAGCUUGGGGGGGGGGCACACCUCGCCCACAUAUGCCCCUCUCUGCCAGGGGCUCCGGCCUGAGGUCGGUUUUGCACACGUUCUGACUCAGACUCAGACUUUCCAAGAAGUUUGCUGCAAUGUGAAUUCA
Messenger RNA from Erinaceus europaeus (western European hedgehog), 1917 nucleotides. It is a transcript of the gene CCM2, whose product is annotated as CCM2 scaffold protein. The record is from RefSeq and is a predicted model, not a curated record. The coding region runs from base 296 to 1711 and encodes 471 amino acids. Gene Ontology annotation, biological process: heart development; vasculogenesis. The transcript is spliced from 11 exons. NCBI's taxonomy places the organism in Eukaryota, Metazoa, Chordata, Mammalia, Eulipotyphla, Erinaceidae.